AUGCUGUCAGCCAGUUCCAGUAGAGAUAUCUUGCUUGAAGCUAUGGAAAAGUGCAAAACUAAAGACGGUUAUGUCAGAGAGGUAGUUGGUGCACCGGAGCCUAUGGCCUUUCUUGCCGCUGAAAGGCAGCUAAAAGAUAUCGAGCUGUACUGUUGUCAGGAAGACGCUUUUUCAGUUCUUGGUAUUGAUCCGACAUUCAAUCUUGGCAAUUUUAGCGUGACUCCAACGACCUACAGGUGCCACAAAAUUGUUAACGUAUCAACAGGUAAAUCACCUGUUUUCCUUAGUCCCAUGCUUGUUCAUCAGAGCAAAACGGAACAAACUUACCAAUAUUUAGCCUCAUCAGUCAAGCAAUUCAAUCCAAACACCGUGUCGCUUCAAGCCUUCGGCACUGAUGACGAACGUGCUUUGUCAAAUGCAUUCAAUGAAGAGUUCCCUGUGGUUGACCAUCAUCGUUGUUUUAUCCACCUGCAUAACAACAUUGAAAUGAAACUCUCCAGUAUAGGCAUAAAUGGGCGUUUCCAAAAUGAACUUCUUGACGACAUUUGGUCAUGAUGCAGCAGCCAUCUCGUAUCACGGAAUUGUGGAUUCCGAUGAUUCGGAUGACUUUUAUGCAAAACUGUGCUCGCUAGAAGAUGUUUGGAAUGCUCGAGAAUGGGAAACUCCACAUUCUGCGACUGGUUUGUCAAAAAUGUUGCUGACACAAUCAACGCAUGGAUGCUGAAACCCAUGCGACAAAAGGGAGGACUUGGGGAUUCCCUAAACACAAUAAACGACAAUGAAGAAGAAAACCACCUGUUAAAGCUGAAGACAGACCACAAACGUGUGAACCUCGAAACGCUUAUUGAAAAGAGCCAUGAACUUGUGAAGGAACAAGAUUCGUUGCUAAAAGGAGCAAUCAUUGACCAGGGGAAAUGCAGAUUGUCAGAUGAAUGUAAGCACCUGAAGAUAUCCCCAGAAAAGGGGAGAAAGAUGAAUCGUACGGAGAGAAGAGCGUACACCAAAAAAGCCAAAGAAAGUGGUCCCAUGUCACAAACGUUUUCCACACUCUCCAUAUCACAUACACAGUCUGGCAUCUCUGGUAUCCCAGAAAUCAUUUUAUCCCAUCAAUUCCCUGAGGCCCAGAGGCUCUUGCGAAUGAACAAAGUUAGACAUGGCUUUGGGGAAACGAUACUUUAUUGGUAA
Molecule: messenger RNA, 1185 nt
Organism: Porites evermanni
Lineage: Eukaryota; Metazoa; Cnidaria; Anthozoa; Scleractinia; Poritidae
Source: the annotation of a GenBank genome assembly